Messenger RNA from Papaver somniferum (opium poppy), 1417 nucleotides. RefSeq names its product UDP-glycosyltransferase 72B3-like. NCBI's taxonomy places the organism in Eukaryota, Viridiplantae, Streptophyta, Magnoliopsida, Ranunculales, Papaveraceae. The transcript has 2 exons. The record is from RefSeq and is a predicted model, not a curated record. Bases 232 to 1392 code for a protein of 386 amino acids. Gene Ontology annotation, molecular function: UDP-glycosyltransferase activity.
UUUUAUUUUAGUCUAUUUAUCAAAAAAAUUCAGAAUUAGAAAAUGCGCGUUACAUGAUAUGAUAACAUUGAAUGGCUAUUUUAGAAUGCACCUGACGGUCCUAACGUGUAUUCUAUGGCAACCGUGGCUUACGUGGAACUUGCAAAAAGUCAUCCAAUCUCUAUUUGAUGCACAAGUUUAUUUUAUAAACAUUUCUCUCAUUCUUGCAGGUUAUUGAUCUUGGCAAUAACCAUGGAAGAACAAAUUUAUCAUCAAACUAAAAAACCCCAUGUAGUAAUCUUUCCUACGCCAGGUAUGGGUCAUCUCAUCCCACUCACUGAGUUAGCCAAACAACUCGCUCACCGUCACAACUUCUCCAUUACCCUCAUACUUCCGACUAUCGGUCCGGCAUCCAUGGCAAUGAAAUCCGUCCUCGAUCGUCUACCGGAAACCAUUACUUCCAUUUUGUUAUCUCCCGUUAACUUAGACGACCAACCCAAAGAUGCUAAAGGUGAAACAAGAAUUUCAAUUGCCAUGGUCCGGUCAUUACCUUAUCUCCGCGAAGAAUUGAAGCGCAUAACGUCUAGUAAACGUGUUGCUGCGUUCAUCAUUGAUCUCUUUGGUACUGAUGCUUUCGAUGUUGUAAAUGAAUUUGGCAUCCCACCAUAUGUUUUCUUUCCUUGUAAUGCUAAUGUAUUGCAAUUACUUUUGAAUUUAUCUAGUCUUCAUGAAAGUUUUUCUGGUGAGUUCAAGGAUCUGCCACAACCGCUCUGUCUUCCGGGUUGCGUUCCUAUGCCUGGAACUGAACUCAUCCCACCGCUUCAAGACAAGAAAGAUGAUGCAUAUAUGUGGUUUUUACAUCACUCUCGGCGGUAUAGUUUAGCCGAAGGUAUUUUGGUUAACACAUUUGUUGAUUUGGAAUCCAGUGUUUUGAAAGUAUUGAUGGCAGGAAAACAACCAGGAAUACCGACAAUUUACCCGGUUGGACCUGUAACAAGCAGUAGCUCAAUUGGCAGGGAUUUUGAUGAUGCGUCAGGGUGUUUGCAGUGGUUGGAUAAUCAGCCACUUGAAUCUGUUUUAUAUGUAUCAUUUGGUAGUUUUGGGUUUUUAUCUUAUGAGCAGAUGGUUGAAUUGGCAUAUGGGUUAGAGAUAAGUGGGCAAAGAUUUUUGUGGGUUGUCAAAUGCCCGGCAGCACCAACAGUCGAUGCUUCUUUAUCCAAGCAGAUGAGUACGGACCCAUUCAAUUUCCUGCCUGAUGGAUACUUGAAUAGGAUACAUGGCUCGGGAUUCUUAGUGCCUUCAUGGGCGCCGCAGAUCCAAAUACUAAACCAUGGAUCAACAGGAGGAUUCUUGAGCCAUUGUGGAUGGAAUUCAACUACUACGAUGUUGUUUUUUUCCAACUACUUCAUCUAACUCUUCUUGAACCUUCCUCAUAAUU